AAGGUUCCGCACCUUAUCAACAUCAAAAUACAAACAAAACAAGGAGAGAGAGAGUUAAUUUUAUUUUAUACACGUCCCAAGGAGAGACUUGUGAAUACAGGAAAAGACACGACAUGUUUUAUGUUCUAACCGACUGAAACGUUUAAAUUCACGGAGCGGAACCUUUAUACAGUCUAUGAGCGGAACUAGUUAUUUUGUGCACCUCGGACUCAGAAGCGUGGGGACGGAAAUCAGCUCUGUAAACAAACAGUUUGUUAGCAACAGUUUUCAUAGACCAAAACACAUCUGCAAAUCCACUUUGGACCAGCGACACACAAGGAGAAUGUUUAAAAACACAUUCCAUAGCGGAUUCUUGUCCAUCUUAUACAGUAUCGGCAGUACACCUCUGCAGAUAUGGGAUCAAACGACGAGGAACGGUCACAUCUAGAAAGUUACAGACAAUGACAUCCACUCGCUGGUGUUGGAAGUUGAGGGGAGAAAUGUCAGCACCACCUAUAUAACAUGCCCUGCAGACCCCAAAGAGACACUGGGCAUCAAGCUGCCUUUUCUGGUGUUGGUCAUAAAGAACCUAAAGGAGUAUUUCACCUUUGAAGUCCAGGUGUUAGAUGAUCAAAAUGUUCGUCGACGGUUUCGAGCGAGUAACUAUCACAGCACGACGAGAGUGAAGCCGUUUAUCUGCACCAUGCCUAUAAGACUGGAUAUUGGCUGGAACCAGAUCCAGUUCAACCUGUCGGACUUCACCAAGAGAGCCUAUGGAACCAAUUACAUAGAGACGCUGCGUGUGCAGAUCCAUGCUAACUGUCGGAUACGGAGAGUGUAUUUCUCAGACAGACUUUACUCUGAGGAUGAGCUCCCACCAGAGUUUACACUCUACCGGCAUGUCCAGAAUCAAAACCCAAAGCAGUAAAAAUCAACCUGCACUAUUCCUCAAGAUGUGAAGUGGAGUUAAACUGUAAGGUUUUCUGUGUGUAGAAAUCUGAAUUAAAAUCUGUUUUGCAUUAUUAUUUUGAA
Notolabrus celidotus (New Zealand spotty) is the source of this 1011-nucleotide messenger RNA. Its product is annotated as cilia- and flagella-associated protein 20-like. The transcript is spliced from 6 exons. Lineage: Eukaryota; Metazoa; Chordata; Actinopteri; Labriformes; Labridae. Gene Ontology annotation, biological process: regulation of cilium beat frequency involved in ciliary motility; cilium assembly; positive regulation of cell motility. The record is from RefSeq and is a predicted model, not a curated record. Gene Ontology annotation, cellular component: ciliary basal body; motile cilium.